Neohortaea acidophila is the source of this 1401-nucleotide messenger RNA. Its product is annotated as FAD dependent oxidoreductase. Gene Ontology annotation, molecular function: flavin adenine dinucleotide binding; saccharopine oxidase activity; sarcosine oxidase activity. Lineage: Eukaryota; Fungi; Ascomycota; Dothideomycetes; Mycosphaerellales; Teratosphaeriaceae. The transcript has 2 exons. The record is from RefSeq and is a predicted model, not a curated record. The coding region runs from base 1 to 1401 and encodes 466 amino acids.
AUGUCUCACUGGAUCACCGGACAAGGCGUCUCUGCAAAAGCAAAGGGCAGCGACGAGCCCUCGGUGCUCAUCGUCGGUGCCGGAACGUUCGGAACAUCCACAGCCUAUCACCUCGCCCAGACAUACCACGAUACAUCCAAGGUGACGAUUGUUGACCGUGCGACCAGUCCUCCAAAGCCCGCCGCCGGCGUAGACAUCAACCGCAUCAUUCGGACAGACUACGCCAGCUCCUUCUACAACAAUCUGGCGUACGAGGCAUGGCACGCUUGGUUCUGGAGCAUGGAGCUGCAGGCGUACUUUCAUCAGACGGGCUGGCUAAUGAUGGACGAUUCCAAAGACUCCUCACUUUCCAAUGCAAUCCGCCAGCAAUACCGCGAUCGCGGCUCCGACCCCACAGAAGACCUGUCGCUGGAUGACCUACCGCAACAAUGGGGAGGCGUAUUGGAAGGCACCGACACCAAGGGGUUUGGAACGGCCUACUUCAGCCCUGAAGUCGGUUGGUGUGAUGCUGCGGGCGCCACGCAUAACUUUAUGCAAGCCGCAGAGAAGAAGGGUAUCAACAGGGUGAAUGCAGGCGUGGCCCGGAUUCUGCUGGACGAAGGCAACUCUCGAGUGGUAGGCGUCGAGACCACGGAUGGUCAAGAGCUCCGAGCCGACAAGGUUGUCAUCGCCGCAGGUGCAUGGACGAGUAGCCUAUUAUCACCGUUGGAAGACACGCUCCAGGUCUCAUCCAGGGAUCGCAUCGAGAAUCAACUCCGCACCAUUGGCGUUCUCCAAAUCUACUACCCCGUGUCGGACGAAGAGAUUCGGCGGUUCGAGGAGCACAAAGUCCCCGUCAUCAUCUAUGGGCAAGAAGGAGAAGUGGUGCCGCCUCAUUCAAAGAACAAGUUGUUGAAAUACACACACAAUCAUUCCUUCACCAACACCGUUACUACCCCAAGCGGCGCCAAAGUGACUUGCCCGGCAGGUUCAACGUACGAGAGUCAAUUGAACGACAUACCAGACGCGCUGAAACACGAGGCCGAGACGGGCAUACUGUCCAGACUCCUGCCAACCUUCACCAAGGGCAAGAAGGCCGAUCAUUGGCGCAUCUGCUACGAUGCUCGAACGCCCACCGAAGACUUUUUGAUCUGCAAGUAUCCGCAUGGGAAUCUUUCCGGCCUCUACAUUGCCACGGGUGGUAGUUCGCAUGCGUACAAAUUCCUUCCAAACAUCGGCAAGUACAUUGUGAACGUGCUCGAGGAUCGGUCGAAUGGUGAGGAGAAAGACAAAGCGUGGGCUUGGAAGGCAUACGGCUGGGAUGUGCGAGAGAAGAGCCCGGAGCAUCCCAAGCUUGGAGCGUGGACGCCCAAACGUGAGUUGAGGGAUAUCGGUUCGGGUGCGGCUCAGAGUAAACUGUAG